AGCCAUGGGUUUGGUUGCGUUGGCACUGUUCGCGCAUUACUUGCCACGCUAGCUUAGCUAACUCGCCCUGUCUUCCGAAGUAAGAUCCACUGUCGCUGUCUCGCAAAUGUCUCUUUUCCUCUUCUCCCCUACACUGAACGCCAUCAAUCAGAAGAGAUGGGUCGCACUUGGUUGGCCAAAAGGAUUUGUAGGCCGUUGGAGUCGAAGAUCCGAAGAUAGAUCUUAUCCGAUGAAUAAUUUUCCCAAGUGUUCAACGAAAUGUUUUCCACCAACAAAAUCAUCUCAUACAAUAAUUGGCCGAAACCAGCAAUGCAGAGAAUGGAUGUUAAGACCGUCAAAGUUUCAGCUCAUUCCAAGAUUCCAAGCUUACCUCCGUGUGCUAGCUUUUAAGAGUCUGAUGCCCUGCUUAGUUUUCCAGAAAUCAUUUUAUCUACUGAAACUGAAAAUAUACAUGACUCUCACAGAAGGUGGUGAACCAGGCUGGACAAGCAACAAGCUCUCGCCCUAGGAAACAAUUGUCAAAGCGCACAUUUAACGGGGAAAAUUGACAUAAAGCAGUUCUUUGAGCUGGAAAUUACUUUUUCUCUUUCUGGUUACUUCUUCCAUGGUUUAAGUAUAGAGAGUACCACAAUAACGGCGAUGACCAGGAGAAGAAUAAUGGAAAUCAUCAUGCACUUCCUUGACCUUUUUUGCAAAGUCUUUGCAGUGUGGAGAGCAUCUGUACCCGAUUUCACAUGAUCAGUUGCAUUUGCCACCUGUUUAAAACAGAAUGUCGUUAAGUCUUAAAAAGGAUUAGCACGAAUUUGCCAAGGCAUUAUAAGUGAA
Prosopis cineraria is the source of this 825-nucleotide messenger RNA. RefSeq lists its product as uncharacterized. The record is from RefSeq and is a predicted model, not a curated record. NCBI's taxonomy places the organism in Eukaryota, Viridiplantae, Streptophyta, Magnoliopsida, Fabales, Fabaceae. Bases 107 to 508 code for a protein of 133 amino acids. The transcript is spliced from 4 exons.